This is a messenger RNA of Drosophila willistoni, 1673 nucleotides long. RefSeq names its product DNA primase small subunit (gene DNApol-alpha50). Gene Ontology annotation, cellular component: alpha DNA polymerase:primase complex. NCBI's taxonomy places the organism in Eukaryota, Metazoa, Arthropoda, Insecta, Diptera, Drosophilidae. The record is from RefSeq and is a predicted model, not a curated record. The coding region runs from base 294 to 1601 and encodes 435 amino acids. Gene Ontology annotation, biological process: DNA replication, synthesis of primer. The transcript is spliced from 3 exons.
UAUCCCUGGUUUUAUUUGCCAAGUGAAGUGACAACGCGUUGGUUAGUUUUGUAAGUUUACCGGUUUAAUAAUUGAGUUAAUGACCAAAAAGUGUUCAUUCAAAUUCAAAAGGGCUUACAGUUUUCAGAGAAGGUAAUACACACGUGAAAUUAAGACGUAUAAAACAAAAAACCUUGCAGAGAAAACUGACCAGAAAAGCGCGCCAAAAUAAAUUACUGUCAGCUGUUGCAUCCAAGCAUAAGCAUUGCCACCUUACGCAACGAAGCUAGCGCAGAUAUAAAAAUUUAUCCAGAAUGCCAGAACAAACGACAACUGAAGAAUCCCAGGCAACUCGUGCAAUACCCACCUAUGAUGCCAAUAUAUUACCCGAUAUGUUGCCCGUCUAUUAUAGACGUCUUUUUCCACAUCUUCCUUUUUAUCGUUGGUUGUCCUAUGGUCUAUCUGAGGAUAGUAUUUUCUGCAAUCGUGAGAUUUCAUUCACACUUCACGAUGAUAUUUACAUACGAUAUCUCUGUUUUGAAACGCAAGCUGAAUUGGAGAAGGAAAUAUGUUCGCGUAAUCCUUAUAAAAUUGAUAUAGGACCUGUAAUGAAUACAAAACCAAAGAAUUUCCGUGCUGGUGGUUUGUCGCCCGUCCAACGUGAAUUGGUCUUUGAUAUCGAUAUGACGGACUAUGAUGAUGUGCGCACUUGCUGUUCGGGUGCAGAAGUAUGCCUGAAAUGUUGGAAAUUUAUGGUCCUGGCUGCGCGUAUUUUAGAUCAAGCACUACGUGAGGAUUUUGGCUUCGAACACAUUUUGUGGGUCUUUUCGGGACGUCGUGGCAUACAUUGCUGGGUCUGCGAUAAACAGGCGCGUCAUCUGGAUACCCGUGGACGAGGUGCUGUGGCAGAGUAUUUGAAUAUUAUCAGUUAUGUGAAUGUGAUGGGCACUAAUGCGGCCAGAUGUCAGCUGGGCGAUCGCACGCAUCAUAGUGUGAAGAGAGCUUUGAAAUUAGUGGAGCCCUUAUUUGAGGAAAUCAUUUUAGAGGAUCAGAAUCUCUUUGGCACUCCCAAAGGUUUGAGCAAGCUUCUCCUCAUGAUUUCCGAGGACAGUGCACGCAAUGAACUUGAAUCCUAUCUGCAGAAGACACACGAAGACGGCGCCCAUUCGCGUUCCAUUUGGGAGAGUUUCGUCCGAUAUGCCAACUCAAUGAGAACCAGCGGUAAUGUUCUGUGGAGUCGCAAACUUAAGCAUAUCGUAGAAGAGGUACAAUUAUGUCUACUCUAUCCCCGAUUGGAUAUCAAUGUAACCAAGGGUUUCAAUCAUUUACUCAAAUCGCCAUUCUGCAUUCAUCCUGCAACGGGCAAAGUUUGCGUUCCCUUCAGUCUCAGCGCUGUGGCUAAAUUUGAUCCAACUACAGUGCCGACAAUAGCUCAACUCUUGCACGAGAUAAAUGCGUUUGAUGACAAGACCAAAAUGGAUCAGGAGGCCCCAGAGGAUAAGAGUCGCAUCAAGGAUCACAAGAAAACAAGCAUGUUCAAAGGUGUGGUGGUAUUCGAAGAGUUCCUACGGAAACUGGAACGUGAAUGCAACCAAUCCAAAUCCAGUAACAUGGACUUUUGAGUAUCAAUUAAGAAUAACUAACUGUUUAUAAGAAUCAAUAGGAAUUAAGGAAAUAAAUGCCAGAGAUGCAAA